GUCACCGCGUUCUGGUACGCGGCCGCCGCCCGCGUAAAUUUGAAAUGGCUGAGGAACUGCGCAGUGUUGUACUUCUGGAGUCCGGAGCUAUGGUUCCAGCGGGCCCCGACUUGGCAGCCGAGGAGGAUCCGGCGUCCCGGAAGGAAGGUUUAUUCCAGGAUGCAGAUCCAUGCAGUGAUCAUAGCUGUCAUGUUAAGCCAGGUGCUACUGUAAACACUCUUGUGCCAGAAGGAAAAAUUCUUUUUCCACAAAUUAUCCCAACAAAUGAACUUUUGUUUUAUGAGAGAUUCAGAGCCUAUCAAGAUUACAUUUUAGCUGACUGUAAGGCCUCUGAGGUAAAGGAAUUCACAGUCAGCUUCUUGGAAAAGGUCCUUAAACCAUCUGGAUGGUGGGCAGUCUGGCACACUAAUGUGUUUGAGGUGCUUGUUGAGGUUACAAACGUGGACUUUUCAGCCUUGAAGGCAGUAGUGAGACUUGCAGAGCCAUGUAUUUACGAAUCUAAAUUGAGCACUUUUACCUUGGCAAAUGUGAAGGAGCUUUUGGACCUGAAGGAGUUUCACCUGCCUCUGCAGGAGUUGUGGGUGGUGUCAGAUGACUCACGCGAAUUUCACGAGAUGGCACUUGCCAUUGAGCAUGUCAGGUUUUUCUAUAAAAACAUUUGGAGGAGUUGGGAUGAAGAAGAAGAAGAUGAGUAUGAUUAUUUUAUCAGAUGUGUUGAACCGCGACUGAGAUUGUAUUAUGAUAUACUUGAAGAUCGAGUUCCCUCAGGACUUAUUGUUGACUACCACAAUCUGUUGUCUCAAUGUGAAGAGAGUUACAGAAAAUUUUUAAAUCUGAGAAGCAGUUUGUCCAAUUGUAAUUCUGAUUCUGAGCAGGAAAAUAUCUCCAUGGUGGAAGGGUUAAAUUUGUAUUCAGAGAUUGAACAGUUGAAACAGAAGUUAAAACUCAUUGAGAAUCCUUUGUUGAGAUAUGUUUUUGGUUAUCAGAAGAACUCUAAUAUCCAAGCCAAGGGCACUCGUCAAAAUGGCCAGAAGGUCACCCAUGUGGUUUCCUCCACCAUGAAGACAGGUCUGCUGCGGUCUCUAUUCAGGGACAGGUUUUGUGAGGAGUCUUGCAAAGAAGAAACAGAAAUUCAGUUCCAUAGUGAUCUGUUGUCUGCUAUAAAUGCCUGCCAUGAGGGUGACACGGUUAUUAUUUGUCCUGGCCAUUAUGUGGUUCAUGGCACCUGCUCCAUAGCUGACUCCAUUGAGUUAGAAGGAUAUGGUCUACCAGAUGAUAUUGUCAUAGAAAAGAGGGGCAAAGGAGAUACUUUUGUGGAUUGCACGGGUAUGGAUGUUAAAAUUUCAAGCAUAAAAUUUAUCCAGCAUGAUUCUAUAGAAGGAAUCUUAGUCAUUCACUAUGGCAAGACCACACUGGAAAACUGUGUACUGCAAUGUGAAACUACAGGAGUCACAGUACGCACAUCAGCAGAACUUUUCAUGAAGAACUCAGAUGUAUAUGGUGCCAAGGGUGCUGGUAUAGAAAUAUAUCCUGGGAGUAAGUGUACCCUGACUGACAAUGGGAUCCAUCACUGCAAGGAAGGGAUCCUUAUUAAGGACUUCCUUGAUGAACAUUAUGAUAUUCCCAAAAUUUCUAUGAUCAAUAAUGUCAUACAUAACAAUGAAGGUUAUGGAGUUGUUUUGGUGAAGCCUACGAUUUUCUGUGAUCUACAGGAAAAGGCCCAAGAUGAAACUAGUGACAAUACAAUUCAGAAAAAUAGAGAGGCGGGUGCCACUGAAGGAUUAGAUCUGGAAGAAAUGUUUCAGUGUGUGGCCAGCAAAAUGGAGCUUUAUGCCACAGCUGAAUUUUCUGAACAAGCUAAGGGAAACUGUGAAAUUAUAAAUGAACUGCUUGCUACUUCCAUGCAAAAAGGCCGGAUGAAGAAACGAUUGAGCGAACUUGGGAUCAUACAAGCUGAUGACAACAUAAUGUCACAGGAGAUGUUUAUUGAAAUUAAGGGAAACCAGUUUAAGUGGAAUGGCAAAGGGAGUUUUGGCACAUUUCUUUACUAGCUACAAUGAUAUCAGUAGCUCACAAAUUAUAGUAUUUUGAACAUAUCCUAGCAAUCAUGCUGCUUAUGCACUUUGCUUCCUUUGCUUCAUGUCUGUAUAUUAUAUAAUAUGUACUUGAUUGAACUUGUGUAAAAUGUGUAUUUACUUCUCUCUACAUGUAUUAGAUACAAAGCAUUCCUUUGUAACAAAGCCACAAAAACAUAAAAUAUGGCUGUAUGUGUAUCUCA
Messenger RNA from Peromyscus leucopus (white-footed mouse), 2278 nucleotides. It is a transcript of the gene Shcbp1, whose product is annotated as SHC binding and spindle associated 1. The record is from RefSeq and is a predicted model, not a curated record. The transcript is spliced from 13 exons. Lineage: Eukaryota; Metazoa; Chordata; Mammalia; Rodentia; Cricetidae. The coding region runs from base 45 to 2051 and encodes 668 amino acids. Gene Ontology annotation, biological process: fibroblast growth factor receptor signaling pathway.